AUGGGUAAUGAAGGAGAUGAAUGUGACUCGUUAAAUCUAUUGACUGUCGCCAGUCAAACUGAUGUUAUUGCAUUUUUACAAACACAAGCAGCAAAAAUAACCGGUUUAAAUUCAAAUACUAGUGAUGACGAUGAUGAUGACAUUUCAAUAUGUCAUAGUUCUUUAUCAAGAUCUACUCAAAUAUCAUCAAAAAAUUUAAAUAAUCAUAAAAAAUCAUCUUUAAGUCAUUCUUGUUUUGCUUCAAUAUCAAAUUCAUCAUCACAAAAACAAACUAUUUCAGAUGAUUUAACUGAAUUAAAAUGGUUAAAUACAUUUAAAUUGAAAGAAUAUAAAGAUAAUAAAACUAAUCAUAAUAAUAAUAAUAAUAAUAAUUUAAAAGAGAAAAUUUUUCAAUAUAUAAAUUCAAAUGAUGAUCAAAUAAGUAAAUUAUGUCAUGAAUUAAAAUCUUAUGAUGAUGAAAAUUUAAAUAUAAAUUCUCUAUCAUUUGGUGUUCUAAUAUUUCUUGCUUUAUAUUCUAAACGUUAUGAUAAACAAACACCAUGGUUAUUAACUUUAAAACAAUUAUAUGAAUAUAUACAAAUAAAUAUAAAACAAAUAAUAAAUAAACGUGGAUGGAAAGAUUUAUUAAAACAAACAUUAAUUAAUAUUCCAUGUUUUAUUAAAACAAAACGUAUUAUACUUAAAUCCCGUUCUGUAUGGACAAUUGAUCCAUAUUAUCGACCAUUAUUAACACGAGCUUAUUUAAGUCGAUUAUCAUUACAAAUAAAUAAAACAAUAUCUACAAAUCAAAAUGAUGAGAAACAUAUAUUUUUAGAUAAAAAUUAUUUGUCAGAAUCAAUUAUUAAUAAUUUUGCACCUAAAUCAACAGUGAAAACAAAAGUGCUUCCUCGUCUUUAUGAACGACUUUGUGAAGAAAAAACAGAAAAUGACUAUGAAGAUGAAACAGAUUCAAAUAAUAUUGUUAAAUAUCAAUGUACUCCAAUUUCAGGGCACAAACGACCUCGUUCUACAUUAACAUCCAGUCCUCAUCAAUUUGCAAAAGAUAACAAUGAAAAAUGUCAUCUCUCAUCGUCUUCAACAUCAAUAACAAAAUUAUCUAAACGAAAUAAAUUACAUUCAGAUAUUGAAUCAAAAUUAUCAAUAUUAAAUAAAGAAUCAACUAUUAUUACACCAUGUCCAAGUAUCGAUCAUAUGUAUUUAAAUCCAAUAGAACAACAAAAUAAUUCAAGUCUUAAACGAACUAAAUCAAUUGAAUAUAAGAAACCAACAAUUGAUGACGAUGAUGAACGUGAUAGUAAUUCAUUAAUAAAUUUAAUUGAUAAAUCAACUAUUACAACUCAAACUCAAAUAUCAACAAAACAAAUUAUUCAAAAUAUGAAUAAAAAAGGUUUUGUUCAACGUCGAAAAUCUUAUUCAUCGAAAAAACGUUAUUCUCUUACAUUAUCAUUAAAUCGACCAAAUACACGUAUAAAUAGAAAAAUAAUUGAAGAAGAUUUAGAAUUAUUACGACACGCAAAUAAUAAUUUACAACCACUUGAUCUUUCUUUUAUACCUUCUAAUCAAUCAUCAUCAUUUAAACAAUCAAUACAUAAAAACGAACGAUUCAUACAAUAA
Molecule: messenger RNA, 1614 nt
Organism: Rotaria sp. Silwood1
Lineage: Eukaryota; Metazoa; Rotifera; Eurotatoria; Philodinida; Philodinidae
Source: the annotation of a GenBank genome assembly